AUGGAUAAUAAUAAUAAUAAUAAUAUCAACAACAACAACAAUCAAUCAUCGCUACCUCAACCUUCUGCUCCUCCUGAUCCAUCUGUAACACCACCCCACUAUCAACCAUCCUCAUCAUCACCCAAUUCUCAAUUGCAACAACCACAACCUCAAUUAGUCACUCCCCAAUUACCUUCACAGCAACAACAAGAGGAAGAGGAUGAACCAUCUACAUUGAGAGUACCCACUACUACUCCACAACAAAGAAGAAAAAGAGGAUUGUCUCUUAGAUCUCAGUUAUUCAAUAAAGCAUUUAAUUUACAAUCUACAUCUCCUUCACCAUCACCACCACCACCACCUGCAGCGCAACCACUGCCACCACUGCCACAGACACAGUCUCCACCACCAGUUGACGUCAAUGAAUUAAAUCAAGGCAAUAUUGAACUUCUCAAUUUAAAGAAACCCGCUCCGACAAUCAAUGUGACGGAAGCAACUCCAAGAGAGUCUACCGGCACAUACCCUUCAUUCAAUCCAAAUUUAGCUACUUCAACUACUCAUUUAACUGCAAUUAGUAGUACUCAGACAGAUGCAUCAAGUGCUGGCGCUUCAUUCAUAUCAAAACGAGAAAGACAACAAUUUCUUAGAUAUAAGACUCAUUCAAAGACAUUACAAACUUUCAUAGAUUUCAAAAAUAGAUUGCUUGGAAUUAACAAUUUACCACCAACUAUAGCAGGUAGAGUAAUUCCAUUAAGUAUAAAUCACAAAUCAAUUAAUGAGUAUUUUCAAGAUAAUUAUUACGAUGAAAAACAUGAUUCAUUAAUAGAUGAAAGAUGUAAUAAACCUUAUAUUAACAAUACAAUAACUUCUUCAAAAUAUACAGUAUAUGAUUUCUUACCAAAACAAUUAAAAGCUCAAUUUUCUAAAAUUGCAAAUUGUUAUUUCAUGGUGGUUGCAAUUAUGCAAAUGAUACCUGGUUGGUCCACGACUGGUCAAUAUACUACCAUUAUCCCAUUAUGUAUAUUUAUGUCAAUCUCAAUUGCACGUGAGGGGUUCGACGAUUGGAAAAGACAUGGUCAUGAUAAAGAAGAGAAUAAUAAACGAACUACUAUCCUUAAAGAAGAUCAAGAAUUGGGACAAUUUGAUACACAUUCAAUCACCACUAUAAUGACUGAUUCCAGUAAUGAUCCUGCGUAUUCCCCACCUUCAUCUACUUCUUCAGGAUCUUCAGGGGAAUCAACCGAUCCGAAAAUGGCAUAUACCGAUCCAAAUGCAUUAAAGAGGUAUAAUCUCAAAGAAUAUAAUACCACCUGGCAUGAAGUCAAGGUUGGAGAUAUUGUGAAAAUUAAUGAAAAUGAAUGGUUUCCAGCUGACGUCUUACUCAUAUCCACAAGUGAUUUAGAUACACAAAUAGCAUAUGUCGAAACUAUGGCAUUAGAUGGUGAAACUAAUUUAAAACCAAAAUACCCUCAUACUGAAUUGGCUAAACUUGCAACUAAUGUAACUAGUUUGAAAAAUUUGAAAACUUUGAUAACUACCGAAGAUCCAAAUAUUGAUUUGUAUAAUUUUGAAGGAUCUUUUCAAUUAAAUGAUGAAACAUAUUCCCUUGGACCGGAUAAUAUAGUUUAUAGAGGAAGUAUUUUAAGAAAUACCAAAUCAGUAUUGGGAUUGGUUGUGUUUACAGGGGAGGAAACUAAAAUUAGAAUGAAUAAUAUUAAACAUCCAAGAACAAAAGCUCCUAAAUUACAAAAGAAUAUUAAUUAUAUUGUGAUGUUUAUGGUACUUGUUGUUCUUCUGUUGUCUUGUUUCUCCACCAUGGCCCAACGAUUGGCUUAUCAGCGGAAUAGAGAUCGAGCAUGGUAUUUGUUCGAACAAGAUGCAGGUGUAGCUGCUACAAUGAUGGGAUUUAUUAUUAUGUAUAAUACUUUGAUUCCACUUUCACUUUAUGUUACCAUGGAAAUUAUAAAAGUCAUGCAAUUAUGUUUUUUACAAUUCGAUAUAGAUAUGUAUCAUGUUGAAAGUAAUACACCUGCAGAUGCCAAAACUGCUACAAUUUUAGAAGAAUUAGGACAAGUUUCAUAUAUUUUUAGUGACAAGACUGGAACUUUAACUGAUAAUAAAAUGGUAUUUAGGAAAUUCAGUGUAUGUGGAGUAAGUUGGUUACAUGAUUUAGAUUUAAUGGCCGAUGAACGAGCAAAUCCAAAUAGUUUCGCUACAGCACCAUUGAUUCCUCGAAUAAGUAUGCAUGCACCACAAUCACCAAGAAUACAACCCCAAUCACGACAAAGUAGAGGAUCGACCGAUUAUGUUCCAAGAACGAGUACAACGUCAAUAGUUAGAAAUAGUAUGGAUGUUCAAUCUAUGCAUACUACCUGGACAUCACUGGCACAUCCUAAUAAAGUACAAAAUUUGAGUAAUUCAUUACAAUUGUUGAGACAUAUACAAUCCCAUCCACAGACUUUAUUUGCCAAAAGGGCGAAAUUUUUCUUGCUAAGUAUCGCAUUAUGUAAUACCUGUCUUCCUCGGAAACAACAAUCAACAAGUUCCAAAAAGAAAGGAAAACCAUCAGAACCAAAUGGUAUCACACCAGAUAACAGUAGUGGAGAAAGUAGCGAAACCAUGGAAGACGAAGAUAUAAGCUAUCAAGCAGCUUCACCCGAUGAACUUGCCCUCGUACAAGCAGCUCGUGAUUUAGGUUAUGUAGUCUUCGACCGUCAAAACAACCGUCUCAUAAUCAGAACAUAUCCUGAUGGAUUUGACAAACCGGCCAAAUUGGAAGAAUAUACCGUGCUUGAAGUUAUUGAAUUCACAUCAUCGAGAAAGAGAAUGUCAAUUGUGGUGAAAUUCCCUGAUGGAAGAAUUGGAAUUGUAUGUAAAGGAGCCGAUUCUAUAAUUUUGGAACGACUCAAGAAUUCUAAAAUUGCCGAAGAGAAAGCUCGUGAGAUAUCUAUUCAGAGUUCAGAACGGAAAACCCAGGAAGCCGAUGUGAUUUUGAAUUCCAGAAAAUCGUAUUCUGUGGAUGUGAUGACUGGUCAUACGCCUAGAAAACCAUCUAUUCGACAAAGUUUGAGUGCGCUGAUGGUUCCAAGAACUAGUUCUGCUAGGUUGAGGAAGAUGAGUAGUAUUGAUAAUGCCUUGAUGGGGACCGAGGAGGAAGAAAUUGCUGAUAUUGCCAAUAGAGCGAGGAAAUCGUUGCAUUUACAACAGCUGAAGAAGUAUAGUUUGGAUGUGUAUGAGAAUGACCCUAUUGCUGGAUCGACUACUACUCCAACUGCUCCAACUAGUCCUGUUAGGUCAUAUAGUGAUUAUAGUGUUCCUCUCGAUGGUCCUAGUGAGAAUGCGCAAUAUGUUCCAAAUGAUAAAUUAUUAGUCAAUGAUGAAUUUAUAAUCGAAAAAACGUUGGAACAUUUGGAAGAAUUUUCCACGGAAGGAUUAAGAACUUUGUUAUAUUCGUUCAAAUGUGACACGAAUCGUGCUCAAUUGGUUGAACAAGUCGGAGGAAAGAUUGAACAUGGUUUAGACUUAAUUGGAGCUACUGCAAUUGAAGAUAAAUUACAAGACGGUGUAAGUGAAGCUAUUGAUAAAUUAAGAAGAGCACCUUAA
Hemisphaericaspora subhashii is the source of this 3579-nucleotide messenger RNA. RefSeq lists its product as uncharacterized. Gene Ontology annotation, biological process: endocytic recycling; post-Golgi vesicle-mediated transport; phospholipid translocation. Lineage: Eukaryota; Fungi; Ascomycota; Pichiomycetes; Serinales; Debaryomycetaceae. Gene Ontology annotation, molecular function: nucleotide binding; ATPase-coupled intramembrane lipid carrier activity. Bases 1 to 3579 code for a protein of 1192 amino acids. Gene Ontology annotation, cellular component: plasma membrane. The record is from RefSeq and is a predicted model, not a curated record. The transcript is spliced from 2 exons.